CAGUGAGGAAGCUGCUGAGGAGAUGGAUAACAGAGAAGAUCCACCCUCUUUUGCGGAUCCGUCAUGCGGAUCCAACCAAAGGAGAAAGUUGGCAGCUCCACCAAUGAACGUGUCACUGGACCGCAGUGAGGGGUCUCUCCUCUCAGAAGACGGCCUGGACACAGAGGACGAGGCGCUGGAUACUGGUGAUGACCUGGACGUCAACAUAGAUGAGCUGGACACACCUGAUGAGGCCGAUUUACCUGAGUUCAACGAACACGCAACAGAGGAGUCAGACAAGUCUAAUCUGGGUGCAGGAGCAGCAUCCGGUGAUGCUAACGCCGGACACGGAGCAGCUGAGGAGAACAGGGGAAGUCGGCUGUGGAGGAGUGUCGUGAUUGGAGAGCAAGAGCAUCGCAUUGAUAUGAAGUGCAUUGAUUCGUACAAAAGGGUCAUUUCUCAUGGAGGUUAUUACGCUGAAAAGAAUGCCAUCAUCGUGUUUGCAGCGUGCUUCCUGCCGGACAGCGACUGUGACAAUUACAAUUAUCUCAUGGAAAACCUUUUUCUGUAUGUAAUAAGUACCCUGGAACUAAUGGUGGCCGAAGAUUACAUGAUUGUUUACCUGAAUGGCGCCACACCUCGCAGGAGGAUGCCCGGCUUUACCUGGAUGAAAAAAUGCUACCAAAUGAUAGCCAGACGAUUAAAGAAAAACCUGAAGAUGUUCACCAUUGUCCAUCCCUCCUGGUUCAUCCGGACGUUGCUCGGCAUCACCAGACCCUUUAUAAGCUCCAAGUUCAGCAGUAAGAUCAAGUAUGUGAACAGUCUGCAAGAGCUUGGAGAAAUCAUCCCGAUGGAGUUUGUCCACAUUCCACCCAGCAUUAUAAAGUAUGACGAGGAGAGGGCUAUACACACAUUUGCAUGCAUGAGAUUGGAUACAGAAUUGCAAGACACUUCCGUUCAAGCCGACAGGAGGGGAAACUCUUUUGUUUGACAGUUACAAGAUUCCUGGCCGCUGCCUCUCCUCUCCCUACAUUAUGCUGUACUCUGCCGCAGCGUAUCUGAAGAUGAGCCCGCCUGCAGCAUGAUGUGUGCGGCUCAUGGUUGCUGCACCAACAACUGUCAAUGGUUUAGAAAGGGAGUUGCUGUGGUACAACACUUUAGAAAGUUGCUUGUUCAUUGAGGAAUGUAUGAACUUGAGGGUGCUGAACAUAAUACUGUAUUUACAGUGCAGAGACUGCCACUGUGCGGAAGGUUUAAUGCUUUACCCUGUAUUACGCCACGUGACACAGCACUCCAUUAAGCUCCCAGUUCUCUUUCUUUUAUUUUCUUUUACUUCACCUUUCACUUUUACGAAAUUUUGAUUCUUAUGUAAUUCACUUAGGAGGAAUUACUAACUGGCUUUGUUACAUUCAUGUAUUAAUCUAACCUGUCAGUUGCCGUGUGGACCUUUUGUAACCCUUGGUAAACACAAGUGUGACUGAUUGCUCACAUGAAAACAUAAGUUGUACUACAGCCCAUUUCAUUUGCUCACAAAAGAUGUGAAAUUGUACUGUCAAUAGAUGGCGGUGUUAAGGGAUACUCUAUAUAUACUGUAAUUUUAGAUAGUCAAGGUUUACAGACAUGAUCCACACACAAAAAAAGCUUUCUACUGUGCACCUGUUUGUAAUGGCAUGUAUAAGGGUCGCCACACUGGUUUUAAAUCAUUUCCAAUGGUGUAGGUGGCUCAUGUCAUUGUGUGUCAACAAUCUUUAAAGGCUAUCAUUUGGCUGUUAUACUAACACUGUAUGUCACUGUGAAAAGACUUGCGACAUCAUAUCAUGAAGGUAGCAAAAUAGCAGUUCUUUAUGAUGACCCUGAGAGCUCAGCUCACUGCAACUUACUGUUAGAAAACCCAAAGUAGACAGAAGACAAGCUGAGUCAGAACAUUUCAAUUUGAAAACACAAGCAAACAAAGAGACACACGGCAAAUAUAGAAAAUACAAACGAUUAGGAAACAAGCUGCAAACUUCAGCAGAGUUUUCUAUAUUUAUUUGUGUUUUCCUAACUUGCAGUUGCUGAGCUCUCAGGUCCACCGUAGUUAUCAGUAGCUGCAGUAAUGUGUUGCAUGCAAGAGUUGAAGAUUAGUCUGAUCAGAUCUCUCACUCAAAAGCAGAAUUAUGUACCAAUGUAAUUUUAGUCAUAGUUUAUCUUAUGUCUGUGCGUGUGUGUGUGUGUGUGUGUGUGUGUGUGUGCGUGUGUGUGUGUGUGAGAUUGUUGGGGGUUGAGUAAGAACAUCUAAAUGUUGACUGAUGGUUAGAGAGGUACAGUAUAGAGAGGGCCUUGGUUCAAAUAUGUUUACUUUUAUUUGUUUUUAUUAUAUUUGUAUAAAUAUAUAUAUAAAUAUAUUCAUUUGUUGUAAAAUAUGUCAAAAGUUUUACUUCAUUAAAGAUGUGUUCCACCUCAACAGUCUUUUCAAAUAGUGCACCAUAGACCACAAUAAACACAUUGCUCAUUUCA
This is a messenger RNA of Pseudoliparis swirei, 2475 nucleotides long. RefSeq names its product protein prune homolog 2-like. Gene Ontology annotation, cellular component: cytoplasm. Lineage: Eukaryota; Metazoa; Chordata; Actinopteri; Perciformes; Liparidae. The record is from RefSeq and is a predicted model, not a curated record. Gene Ontology annotation, biological process: apoptotic process. The transcript has 10 exons. Bases 23 to 970 code for a protein of 315 amino acids.